Solanum dulcamara is the source of this 6209-nucleotide messenger RNA. Its product is annotated as protein REDUCED CHLOROPLAST COVERAGE 1-like. Gene Ontology annotation, molecular function: protein binding. The record is from RefSeq and is a predicted model, not a curated record. NCBI's taxonomy places the organism in Eukaryota, Viridiplantae, Streptophyta, Magnoliopsida, Solanales, Solanaceae. Gene Ontology annotation, biological process: organelle organization. The transcript has 24 exons. Gene Ontology annotation, cellular component: cytoplasm. The coding region runs from base 114 to 5666 and encodes 1850 amino acids.
UAUAUAUAUAUAUAUAUAUAAAUGCAUAAUCAUUAUUGAAGGAAACACUUAUUACUAAACACCCUUCUCUCUAUUCUUGUUGCUUUGCUUUCCUCUUAGGUCAAGUUGGAAAAAUGGCACCAAAUAAGAAUGGCCGUGGCAAGACGAAAGGAGACAAGAAGAAGAAAGAAGAGAAGGUUCUUCCUGUUGCUAUGGAUAUAACAGUAAAUCUUCCAGAUGAGACUCAUAUUAUUCUAAAGGGAAUAUCUACGGAUAGAAUAAUCGAUGUUCGUCGAUUAUUAUCGGUGAACACAGCAACGUGUAAUAUCACAAAUUUUUCAUUAUCUCAUGAGGUAAGGGGCCCACGUUUAAAAGACACAGUGGACAUUUCGGCCUUGAAGCCAUGCGUCCUCACACUCGUAGAAGAGGACUACAACGAAGAGAGCGCGACGAGUCACGUUAAACGCCUGCUGGAUAUCGUCGCCUGUACGACGUGUUAUGGUCCGUCCAAUGGAGAUUCCGGCGAGAAUUCUGAAGCUACAAAUGACACAAAGAGCGUUAAGAAAUCGAGUAAGCUGCGGAAAAAUGGAAAGGACAAGCGAUCUCCUUCACCGCCGGAGGAGGCUGCAGCGGCGGUGGAUGAAGACGGAGAAAUGAGCAAUUCCUGUCCGAAGCUUGGUAGCUUCUACGAGUUCUUUUCACUUUCUCAUCUCACGCCACCUCUUCAGUUUAUAAGAAGGAGAACAAGAAAGGUUGAUGAAGUUCCAUCAAAUGAUUAUCUUUUCUCACUUGAAGUAAAACUAUGUAACGGGAAGUUGGUUUUGGUUGAAGCUUGCAGAAAAGGUUUUUAUAACACUGGAAAGCAUGGGAUACUUUGUCACAAUCUUGUGGAUUUGUUGAGACAACUAAGCAGAGCAUUUGACAAUGCCUACGAUGAGCUCAUGAAAGGAUUUCUGGAGCGUAAUAAGUUUGGGAAUCUUCCUUAUGGUCUCAGAGCCAACACAUGGCUUGUUCCCCCUGUGGCUGCACAGAUGUCAUCAAUCUUUCCAUCUCUGCCUGUGGAGGAUGACAAGUGGGGAGGAAAUGGAGGUGGUCUAGGCCGAGAUGGAAAAAGUGAUUUAUUACCUUAUGCAAGUGAACUUUUGUUUAUUGCAUCUAUGCCUUGUAAGACAACAGAGGAGAGGCAGGUUCGAGAUAGAAGGGCUUUUCUUCUUCAUAGUUUAUUUGUUGAUGUUGCGAUUUCUCGGGCCAUCUCAGCUGUGCGACAUGUAAUGGAGAAAGUUAAACCAGCUCAUUCUGAUGCAAACAGAGAAAUCAUUUAUAAUGAGAGAGUUGGGGACUUGAGCAUAUCGGUCACCAAAGAUGUGCCGGAUGCUAGCUGCAAAAUCGAUACCAAAAUUGAUGGAUGUCAAGCAACUGGAAUAGCUAAGAAAAAUUUGAUUGAAAGACAUCUACUCAAGGGGAUUACUGCUGAUGAAAAUACUGCUGCCCAUGAUAUUGCCACUUUAGGUGUUUUGAAUGUAAGGCAUUGUGGUUAUAUUGCGACUGUAAAAGUUCAAGGGAAAGAGAGUGACAAAGUGGGAUCUCCAUCGGAAAGCAUUGAACUUGCUGAUCAGCCUGAUGGUGGUGCAAAUGCCCUUAAUAUCAACAGUUUAAGGUUUCUGCUUCAUGAGAAAGAUGACAACAAGGUAAUGCAUUCAAAACCCUCAGAAUCUGAAGAGAUCAGUUCCUCUCGGGCAUUUGUUAAGAGAAUACUAGAAGAGAGUCUUAUCAAGCUUCAAGAACAGAAUAUAGAAGGUGACUCUUUCAUCAGAUGGGAACUUGGAGCUUGCUGGAUACAGCACUUAAAGGAUCUAAAGAAAUCAGAGAAAGAUAAAAAAUCUCAUACAAUGAAGACAAAAGAUGAGAUUAAGGUUGAGGGACUGGGAAUACAUCUCAAAUCCCUUAAGAACAGAAAGCAGAAUGAACUCCAGUCUGAAAGCUUCAAACCUGUUGCAGAUAGUGUAGAUGGGAGAUCAGAAAAAGAUGUCUUUCCAUCAGAGGAUUCUCAACGUGAGACUGAUGCCAAUCACAAUCAGCUCAGACUGAAGUCGUUGUUGUCUCAUGAUGGUUUUACUCGUCUGAAAGAGUCGGAGACCGGACUUCACCUUAAGUCUGUGGAAGAGCUGAUUGAUUUGUCGCAGAAGUACUACAAUGAAGUUGCCCUUCCAAAACUGGUUGCGGAUUUUGGUUCUCUGGAACUCUCACCAGUUGAUGGUCGAAAUUUAACUGAUUUCAUGCAUACCAGAGGUCUGCGUAUGCGUUCUCUUGGACACAUUAUAAAACUUUCAGAGAAGUUAUCUCAUGUGCAGUCUCUAUGUAUACAUGAGAUGAUAAUAAGAGCUUUUAAGCAUAUUCUGCAAGCUGUUAUUGCUUCGAUCAUUGAGAUUGAGGAUCUGGCUGAAGUAAUUGCUGCUACCUUAAAUAUGAUGCUUGGGUUUCCUGAAAAUGAUGAACCAAAUGAACCCCAUGGCAUUGACCCAUUUGUGUGGAGAUGGCUGGAGUUAUUUUUGAAGAAUCGAUAUGAAUGGGAGACUGGAAGCUUAAAUUACAAAGAUGUGAGGAAAAUCACAAUUCUUCGUGGUUUAUGCCAUAAGGUGGGAAUUGAAAUUGUUCCAAGAGAUUAUGAUGUGAAUUCUCCAAAUCCUUUUCGAAAGGAAGACAUUGUCAGCCUAGUACCCGUGCAUAAGCAAGCUGUUUGCUCUUCUGCAGACGGGCGACAGCUUUUGGAAUCAUCUAAGACAGCUCUGGAUAAUGGGAAACUCGAAGAUGCUGUCAGCCAUGGGACUAAGGCGCUUGCUAAGGUGGUUGCAGUAUGUGGUCCCUACCAUCGAAUGACAGCUGGAGCAUAUAGCCUUCUAGCUGUUGUUUUGUAUCACACUGGUGAUUUUAAUCAGGCAACUGUCUAUCAACAAAAAGCCCUGGACAUCAAUGAAAGAGAGUUAGGGCUUGAUCACCCAGAUACCAUGAAAAGUUAUGGAGAUCUUGCAGUUUUCUAUUACCGACUUCAACACACAGAGUUGGCUCUCAAUUAUGUAAAACGAGCUCUUUAUCAGUUGCAUCUCACAUGUGGCCCCUCACAUCCAAACACUGCCGCCACAUACAUAAAUGUGGCUAUGAUGGAGGAAGGGCUUGGUAAUGUGCAUGUUGCCCUCAGAUAUCUCCAUAAAGCUCUGAAGUGCAACCAAAGGUUACUCGGCCGUGACCAUAUUCAGACUGCUGCGAGUUACCAUGCUAUAGCAAUUGCCCUCUCUUUGAUGGAAGCUUAUCCUUUGAGUAUUCAACAUGAGCAAACAACCUUGCAGAUACUCAAAGGGAAGCUUGGUCCAGAUGACCUUCGCACACAGGAUGCUGCUGCUUGGCUAGAGUAUUUCGAGUCCAAGGCUUUUGAACAGCAAGAAGCUACUCGAAAUGGGACUAGGAAGCCAGAUGCAUCAAUAGCCAGCAAGGGCCAUUUGAGUGUGUCGGAUUUGCUCGACUAUAUCAAUCCCCGUUCCAAUGCUGUUCUAGCAAAAAGAAAAGGCUUUGUCUCAAAGGUAAAGGGGAAAUCUGAUCAGACCAAUUGUGCCUCAGCAAACUCUCACACUCCUAAAGAUGUCCUGAAAGUGAAGCAAGAUGAUCAGAAACUAAUUUGCAAAGAUGAUAGUGAUUCCCAGAUGAAUGAGGAACCCUUUGACAUAGUAGUUGAGUCCAAUCUGAAUGCAGACCGAAGAAUUUCAGCGAACAACAAACCCAUCGAACUUAGACCCUUGGUGGAAGACGCUUCAUUGGAGAAGAGUGUUAACGGUGCUUUCUUAUCUGAACCUUUUGCUGAAGCAGAUGAUGGAUGGCAGCCGGUACAGAGACCAAGAUCAGCUGGUAUGUAUGGCCAAAAACUAAGACAGAGGUGGCAAACCAUCAGCAAGGUCAUUGGUUAUCAGAGUAAAGACUCAAUUUCUGAAAUUGGCCAUGCUAGAUUGAAGAGCAACUAUCAAGCUGGUAGAUAUUUUGUCUUAAAGAAAAAGACAUCAGAUGGAAAUAAUGCAGAUUACUAUGUAGCAAAGAGUCCAUCUCACAGUACCAAACUUGGUCGAAGAGUUGCGAAAACUGUCAUGUAUCGGGUCAAGUCUGUGUCAUCAUCUGUCAGAGAUGUUGCUGCUGAGACCUCUAAUACUGGAGGCAAAUUAUUAAGUUCUUCAGUUGAGCAGAUUCAAGUCUCUGCAGUAAAAGAGGCUGGACCAAUACUGAAAAGGAGUUCCAUAGUAAGCCUUGGAAAAUCUCCUUCCUACAAGGAUGUAGCAGUUGCCCCACCAGGUACCAUCUCUAUGUUGCAGGAGAAUUUUCCUGAAGUUGAAGUUCCUGAUAAUCAAGUAGUUCUGGAACUUGGAGAGGAAGCCAAUGGGAAGGAGCAAAAGUUAGAGCCCAUGAGAAGCAAUGCAGAAUCCAUGAAGGUGGGGGACAUUCAGCAUCUUGUUGCAGAUGUUGCUGAUCAUAUAAAGAAUGAAAAAGUAGCUAUUGACAACAAAGAAGGAAUUCAGUUGAGUUAUAUGGGAGGUGGUGAAAUUUCAGAUGUCACAUGUCCAAUCAUGCCAUCAGUUCAAUCCAGCCAUGUUGAUGUUAGUCCAAUGGAAGAGGAAGUUGUCAACACUCACAACAUAUGUAUUUCUGACAAUUUAGAUCCUAGUGGUAAUUCAAAUGUUACCUUACAAGACAUGGAGUACCCAGGGGUAAAAGCUUCAGUAUCUUAUUCAAGUGAUACUAAUCGAGAAUUGUCCAAUAAACAGUUAUCUGCAUCAGCGGCACCUUUCAGCCCAUUCCCAGCCAUUUCUCGCAUAGUGCCAUUGCCUAUAAACAUUAGUCACCCUUCUGGUCCUGGAAGACUACUGCCAGUGGGUCCUUGGCCAAUAAACAUGAAUGUUCAUCCAGGAUCACCCACUAUCAUGCCUAACCCAAUGUGCUCCUCCCCUCAUCACUCAUACCCUUCACCUCCCCCCACCCCAAACAUGAUGCACUGUUUGCCCUUUAUGUAUCCUCCCUAUUCUCAACCCCAGAUGUUACCUCCAACUACAUUCCCAGUAAGCAGCAGCACUUUCCAUCCCAAUCAUUAUCCUUGGCAAUGCAACACGAAUCCUAAAGCAUCAGAUUAUGUUCCUGGCUCAGUUUGGUCUGGCUGCCACUCAAUAGAGUUUCCUGUCUCGCUACCUGUGGUUGAACCAAUUACUGAGUCAACUUUGGUUUCGGUCGCAAAAGAGUCAUCUGAUAAUUCUGAGCGCUCGAGUCCGGCACCAAGCUUGCUUGUUGAUCUCAUCUCCAGGGAUGAGGUUAAGGCAGAAGCAAAUCUCUCAGCACCAGAUGCAGUGGAGACCUUGAAUGAUAUAGCUGAGGUUGGAUCAGAGAGAGUGAGAGCAAGGAACACAUUGGCUUCAGAGUACAUUACCUUGUCUGACAAUCAAUCACAGAAGGGUGACACUCCAAAUGAGAAUGCUGGUUCCUGUGGUAAUUACAUGCAGAGACACCCUUUUAAAACUGAUGAGGAGAAGACCUUCAGCAUUUUAAUAAGGGGCAGGAGGAACCGCAAACAAACUCUGAGAAUGCCGAUGAGUUUGCUUAAGAGACCAUAUACUUCUCAGCCCUUCAAAGCUGUAUGUAGCAGGGUGAUAAGAGACUGAGUUUUCUAGUCUACCAGUUCUGAUCCAAAUGAAACUAGCAUAAAGAUUACUCCUUGAGUUAGUUUUACAGCUUUCACAAGAAAACUGUAGCAGGAUGGGCAGUUUAAGCCGAGUACACGUUUUUUGUUGCUCACUUGCAAAGACUGCUGAGGUGUUGAUUAAAAGCGCUGGUAGUACUCACAGUUCGAUGUUGUUUGCUUUCUGUUAUGCCACGUCAACUUGACUUGAAGGUUAGUUCUUUCGAACGAAGACAAUAUUUUCUGUUAAUCCUAUCCAACCCUCUAUCACCUGAGUGAAAAGAUCAUCCUUCUGCUAUGCCCCUGUUUUCGUUUUAAGGAAGAGCUAAGAAAUAUGUUUAGCAUCUUUAUAGACUGAACAUUUAUCAUCUUAAUUAAUCAUGAGAAACAUUCACCUAUGGCCUUCAUUUUUUAUAACGUUGCCUAUUGAUAUGAUAGGAUUAGCAUAUCCAAUAAGCUAUUAAUUAUUAAGUUGCAGCAAUUGUGAAAUAUCUGAUACUGUUUAUAAAUUGAUGUACGCUAGUUA